Stegastes partitus (bicolor damselfish) is the source of this 528-nucleotide messenger RNA. Its product is annotated as gamma-crystallin M3-like. NCBI's taxonomy places the organism in Eukaryota, Metazoa, Chordata, Actinopteri, Pomacentridae. Gene Ontology annotation, molecular function: structural constituent of eye lens. The coding region runs from base 1 to 528 and encodes 175 amino acids. The record is from RefSeq and is a predicted model, not a curated record. Gene Ontology annotation, biological process: visual perception; lens development in camera-type eye. The transcript is spliced from 3 exons.
AUGAGCGGAAAGAUCGUCUUCUACGAGGACAGAAACUUCCAGGGCCGCUCGUAUGAGUGCAGCAGCGACUGCUCUGAGAUCGCCUCCCACCUGAGCCGCUGCAGCUCCUGCAGGGUGGAGAGCGGCACCUUCAUGGUGUACGACCAGCCCAACUUCACGGGCCAGCAGUACCUCCUGACCAGGGGAGAGUACCCCGAGUACCAGAACACCAUCGGCUUCAACGACUGCAUUCAGUCCUGCCGCAUGGUCCCGAUGCACAAGGGACCCUUCAAGAUGAGGAUCUACGAGAGACCCAACUUCGAAGGCCAGAUGCACGAGCUGACGGACGACUGCAGCUCCAUCCAGGACAACUACCACAUGUCGGACAUGCAGUCCUGCAACGUGAUGGAGGGCUACUGGCUGAUGUACGAGCAGCCCAAUUACGAGGGCCGCAUGUUUUAUCUGAGGCCAGGAGAGUACAGGAACCUCCGAGACAUGAGCAGCGACGACAUGAGAUUCAAUUCAAUCAGACGCAUCACCCAGUCUUAA